AUUUGAAUCUAGUAGUCUGUAGAGAGAGGCGGAUAUGAAGAAGUCUCACCGCACUAAUGUCCUGGUGAUGUCCUGUCUGAAGACGCCGGUGGAUCCGCACACUAAAGUCCCGUUAGCUCAGUAUGAGAGGGAGCGAUCGCUGCCCGCGCUCACGGACAACAGGCACUAUGAGAAAGAGAUGGAGUACGACUCUGGAUCUGAGCUGGUGACUGAUGACCCUCCUGCUAAAGAUAGCAAUGCACUGCUGAUCAAAGACUACCACGUGACGGGCGAUCACAUCGAUCUCAGGGAGUUCUACUUCUCAAACCAAGAGUACUACCGUAAACUAGAGCAGCUGAAGAAGGCUCAUCUCCAAACAAUGGCCGAACUCGAACUCAUGUAUCGCAAGAAACUGGACCUCAAGGGGGUGAGCGCUGCGGACAACACUGAUCGGACCAAUCUUUCCCCACAAGGAAGGAGUCCAGUGAUAACCAGCAAUCUGAAAAAAGCCCGGUCUGCUCUGGAGCUGCGGCGAACUUCAGAUCUUUCUGACCUGUCUGAUGAAGAGUUCAAUGCUGACAAUGGCAACACCGAGAAAGGCCUUCAAAUCUCGCCCAAAGAGCACAUCAAGAACAUGUGGCAGGACUUCAGCGUGCAUAAGCUUUCUCCACCUCAAUGGCACCCGCUUUCAUCCUCACUGCAGAGCUUGCCUACUGACUGCCAGGCUGCUAGCAAACUCAAGGGUAGGACCAAGGGUCCACGGCUAAAAAAACACAAGCAAAUGGUAGACGAGGGUUGGCAUCCGAGAGUAACAGUUCCCAAGCCUUUCCAGAUGACCCUUCGUGAGGCAGAACGCCGAAAGAAGGGCAUAAAAUCACGUUCGGCGAUGGAACAAGAGAACGCAGAUCUCCGACGCCAGGUGGAGGAGCUCACCGAGUGCCAGAGGAAGUUCCGCGCCAGUCCAGUGCCUGCGCAUGUGCGCCUCCCGCUGUACGAGGAGCUGCAGGAGCGCGAUGAGGAGCGCCGGCGGCUUCAACGUCUCCACACCUCACAAAGACCCUUCAGCUUCCUGGAGCGUGAACGGCUGAAGAGAGAGCAGAAGGAGGCCAAGCUCCGUGAGGAAAUGCUCAAACACGACCUAGAAGAAGAGGAGAGGAGGAAAUGCCCCUUCAAGGCCAAACCCGUCCCACGGGCGGUGAAGGAGGCCGCGUCGGGCGAGCAGCAGAAGGAAGAGGAGCUCUACAGGGCCAUCAAGAUGCAGAUGCGGGCGAGAGAGUUACUUCACUGCGCGUCAAUGCCUCCUAGCAUGCUUGCGCGGCAGCUUAGCGAGAAACAGGUGCACAAAGCCGCCCAGGAUGAAGAGCAGACACACAGACCCAAGAUCAACGCCGAAGUUCCAGACUUCGACGGCAGCUACAGGAGGUUUCGGAAGCAGCUGGCGAAGCGCAAAGAAGUGCGGCCCGUGACAGCGUGCGAACCCUUCCAGCUGCGCACGGCUAAUAUCACCUUGCACAAAGAGCGCAUCAUGGCGGAUAUCGAGGCAGAGAUAAAGAGCCCAAGACUGUCACGCUGGCCGUUCAUGACCCCACCUGCUCUCUCUCCCAGAACGCCCUCGUCAUCCCUUUGCUCCUCUCUGUCUGGAAGCCAGGAAUGCUUGUCUGCUAAAAUCACAGAUGCAGCCAAGAAACGGCAAGAAGCUGUGAGAAAAGUUCUUGAGCAGAGAAAGCGGGCAGAAGAAGAGGAGGAGAAAUGGAAGGAGAAGCAAAAACAGAGAGAGAAGACACUACAAAAAGUGAUCACAAAGCGAGCCCAGGCGAACGACCCGCACGUGACCCUGACCCAGACACGGCCGUCCAAACUAAAAGAGUUCAGGAAACAAGAUCUUCAGAGACAAAGAGAGUACCGGGAGGAGAUAAGAGAAAUCCAGGAAAGAGUGAAGGGAAGACCUCUGUUACUGGAACAGGUAGCACAGAUGAAUGCUAAGAGAGCAGCAGAAAAGUUCUACUCUGACACUUUGCAUGGAUGUGGUCUGAGUGAAUCCUUUAUCAGCAGUAAAGCUCCUAAAGGUUUGAAACACAGACAGACUCCAAGCCCCGCCCGCUCCGGCAGCCAAACUCCACCCACAUACAGUAAAAACAGGAAUGAAGAUAAUGAGGAACUUCCAGAUCUGCAGGAUGCCCUUCUCGAUGACUAUGCAGAUGAUUAUGAGGAGUAUGACAAUGACAUGGAGGCAGAACACAUGGACAGAGAUGAGGACGACAGACACAGUGAAUGUCAUGACACUGAUGAGGAAAAGGGCAACGAUGAAGGACACUCAUAUCAUGACAAGCUGGAUUUUGAUGAUGAUGAUGAACAGGAUGAGCGUUAUAAAGAUGAUGACAUUAUCAGUAAGCACAGCCAGAGCAGCAGGGGUAGUGAAAGUAAAAACAGUCACCAUAGCGACAGGAGCAGAACAGGUAGUUUUAAUUAGGUGACAAAGUGACAAAGAAAAACAGGAAGAUGAGAAAAGUGAUCGUUAGCUUUAUUCUGCAUAUUUAAUUUGUUUUUAAACCAAGCAAACCUCAGUAGGAAAUUGUUGUUGGAUUUAUGUGUGAGAUAGAAAAUCUCACAAACCUUGAUAGUUCACCCAAAAAUGAAAAUUCUGCCAUCAUUUAUUGCUGAAAACAGAAGAAGAUAUUUUGAAGAAUGUAGAUAACCAAACAGUUUCUGGUCCCACAUUCUUCAAAAUAUCUUCUGUGUUCCACAGAAGAAAGAAACUCGUACAGGUUUGGAACAACUUGAGGGUAAAUAAAUAAUUUUUUAUUUUUGGGUGACUUAUACUGAUAAAUACUGAUGAGAUGUAAUACUGAAAAGCAGGACAAAACAGUAAAAAGCACAUUUUGGCUAUUUAAUUUAUGCAAAUGUUAAAAAAAAAAAAAAAAAAAAAGGCAAAAUAGGCCUACACGGUGGGAAAAAUGCACAAAAAAAACCGUGUUCGGUAUUCGGCCCAGUGUUUCAUUUUGUUCGGCUUCGGCUUGAGGGUAAAUAAAUAAUUUUUCAUUUUUGGGUGACCUAUCCCUUUAAGAACAUGUCCAGAUCACAUUUCACCAUAAAAAAAUAAAUGAAUAAAUAAUACAGAGCACUGAGAAUCACAUAAUAACUCAAUACAAAUAAAGGGGGAAAUAGAUAAAUAAUAAAAAUGAAAAAAUGAUAUAAAGUAUGUAUUAUUCUCAAAGCAAUGGGAAUUGUGAGGGGAAAUGUGCUGAAUUAUCAAAAUAAAUAAAAAACGAUGAUGCAAUGCAAAUGAUCAUAAUAAGCCUAAAAUUUUCUUUAAGCAAAGUAUAAUUUCCUUUUUUUUUUUUUUUUUUUUUUUAAUUUGAGGCAAAAUGUGGCCUGGACAAGUUUACAUGGCAUUCACUCAAUAUACAGUAACGAAUGUAGUAUAUAUAUAUAUAUAUAUGUGGAAAUACAUGCCUGUCCACUAUCAUAUAUAUUUAACAAAAGGGCCCAAAACGCAAUAUUAUUUAAUAUUUUACAAAUUAAAUGAGUGCGUUUGUAUAUGCAAC
Onychostoma macrolepis is the source of this 3524-nucleotide messenger RNA. It is a transcript of the gene fam161a, whose product is annotated as FAM161 centrosomal protein A. The record is from RefSeq and is a predicted model, not a curated record. The transcript has 7 exons. The coding region runs from base 35 to 2449 and encodes 804 amino acids. Gene Ontology annotation, cellular component: cilium. Gene Ontology annotation, biological process: cilium organization. NCBI's taxonomy places the organism in Eukaryota, Metazoa, Chordata, Actinopteri, Cypriniformes, Cyprinidae.